AUGCCCCCUGCUUUGCCGACAUUUCAAGAGCACAAAAAGGGAUAUCUUGCUCUUUUUGGAGGAUUCCUUAUUCAUAUUAUGAUUGGAACAUUUUACUUAUGGGGAAAUAUCAAUAUCUAUGUUACAAGUUACUUAAGGUAUAAGAAAAAUGAUGUUACGACAGACAUUCUGAAUUCAACAUUUCCAUUUAUGGGUAUGACUAUGGGAUUUAUGACUCCUUUUGGUUUAGAUAUUGCAAAAAAGUAUGGUAUUUAGAAAACCACUUUUUGUUGCUCAUUGUUCUUUAGUUUAUGCGCAUUUGUAGCAUCCUUUUAAACUGAUUAUUUAGCAUUCACUCUUAUAUAUGGUCUUUUAUCAGGCAUCGCAUCUGGAAUUGUUUACAUGAUUCCCUACUAUGUUUCAUAUUGUCAUUUCCCUCACCAUAAAGGAUUGGCCAGUGGAGUUAUAAGUGCUGGAUUUGGUUUUUCUACCUUUGUUUUUAGUUGGAUUGUUUAUUUUAUAGCAAAUCCAGACAAUGUUCAUCCUAUAUUUAAUGAAACUACUUAAGAGAUGUAUUUCCCUGAUGAAGUUUCUGUAAGAAUUCCCGGUUUAUUUAGAACUCUUUCAUUUAUAUUUGUGGUAAUAGGAGGAGUCGGAAGCUAUUUAUGUAUUCCUCCACCUGAAGACGAGCUGCAUAUAUCAGAAGAAAAUCAAAAUUAACUUUAAAACUAAUUAAUUGAUUAAGAAUAGUAAGCUGACUAGCCUAAAAUCUAUAACGAGUGCCAAGAUAUAAGAUCUGGACUAUAAACACCUUUCAUUUACAUAUCUAUACUUUUGAUGACUUUAUACGGCUCAUAAGGAAACUUAAUUAUGGACAAUUUCAAACCAAUAGGUUCUUAAAUUGGUAAGUUUUCUGAUGCUUAUCUUACUUUAGUUGGAAGUAUAGGAAGUCUCUUUAAUGGCUUUAUUAGAUUAUUAUGGGGAAGAGCUCUUGACAAAUAUGGUUUUAAGAAUUUAGCAUUUUUGAAUUUGAGCAUCGAACUCUUUUUAAUGCUUACCUUUUACUUUGCAUGCUAAUUUUAAACUACUUUCAUUAUUUGGGUGUUGGGCAUAUUUGCAUGCUUUGGUGGAUGGAGUGCUAAAGUUCCCGCUUUAUUAGCAGAAAUCUAUGGAAAAAAGAUUGGAACUAUGUUUUAUGGAAUCACAGUGUAGGGAUUUGUGGUCUCAUGCUGGCUGCAAUUUUUUAUAGUUUAAAACUAUAGAAUUAAGAUGGGUUGGUUUAUGAUAUUUAUGCUUUAUUCAGUGCUAAUAUCAAUAGGAUUAAUAAUUACUAAAUACACUAACUUCCAUAUUGACUGGUAGGAGUUUUACAGCAAGCGUAACAAAUUAUAACAAUCUAAGUAACAGAUAAAUAGUUUGGAAGAGUUCUAGAUGUCAGAAAUAUUCGAUGCUACUAUUUCAGAUUCCAAAAUUAAUAAGAAUAAAUUUUAAAAAUGA
Messenger RNA from Tetrahymena thermophila SB210, 1476 nucleotides. Its product is annotated as oxalate/formate antiporter family transporter. The record is from RefSeq and is a predicted model, not a curated record. NCBI's taxonomy places the organism in Eukaryota, Ciliophora, Oligohymenophorea, Hymenostomatida, Tetrahymenidae. Gene Ontology annotation, biological process: transmembrane transport. The transcript is spliced from 4 exons. Gene Ontology annotation, molecular function: transmembrane transporter activity.